AAACAACAAUUGAACUUGUGUUAAAACAACGUUUGGACACUAUAUUUCCAAUAUAUAAAAUAAUUAUAGUGAUAUGAGAAUAGUAAUUUAAGACAUAAACCGUUGGGGAUAGAUUAUCUUAUUAACCAUCAUAAUAUCGCACAUUUCUGAUUAUCAAUCUUUCUAACUGACGUCCAAUCACUUCUGUAAUAAACAUCAUGCGUGAAAGUUUUGAUAUAGUUGUACGAAGUGAUAAAUAUACAUUGACAGUCAAAUUGUUGUACAGUGUUUCAAUUAUUCUAUUGAUCAUAUGGUUGAUGAACAUUUUACCAAGUCUUUUCAAUGGAGAAUCAAUCAAGUCGAUCAUGAUGUAAUACCUAAAACAAUAGAAUUUUCGUGCAAUAAUAUAUCUGUUCCAAACGGGUCAGAAUCAGAUCUUGCUAGUAUAUUACACAAAAUAUAUUCCCUAUCAGUAAAACAUCCGUUCAAAAAUACCCACUGAGAUAUAGUCUGGAAGAAAAUAGACUUGAGAAAUUAUAUGAUUCAUUGGGUGUGAAUAAGACGGUAAGUUGACUAUUAGAAAUAUUCUUUGAUGUUGAAUAGACUGACUGUCUUCUAAUUAACUGAUCCUUACUAAUUAUUCAUUGAUAUUUCAAAAUGAUCGAGAUUAUGUGUGCAAAAUAUUUGUGUACAUUGUUCAAUUUCAUAGUAGUUUACGUCACAGUGAUCCACUCACCACCAGGUCUGUUGUUGGAUCAUCACAGAAACUUUGGUUGAGAGAUGAUGUUUGUAAGUGGAAUGUGUAUGGUGAGAUAUAUGAGGAGUUGAAGACACGUUCUUCAGAUGUUUCUGGAUGACAAGUGUGAAAUAACGUCAGUUUCAAACUCUCCAUCAAAUUGAUACUCACAUCUCGUGAUCGUUUCACUCAAAUGGCAUCAAUUGCAUGAAUGACAUCAAUAAUAAACCUCGCCAUCACUACUAACCAUCAGGAUAAAUAUCAUUGAUAGAAAGGUUGUGAAUUAUCCCAUUGUUUAUAAUCUUGUCUGGAUUUUGAUGAAUCUCCGAAGGAAAGAACCUCGAAUCCUAGUUUCCAUUGCUGCUCACAACUAUAUCCAUUCCAUAAAACAUUUGGACAUAUACCGUUCACUUGGAUAUCAGAUUGACGAAAUCAUAUUUUGUGCGUUUGAUUACUGAACUAUGUAUGAAAUAGAUGUUAGAUAUGAUGCUCAUUAAAUUAUGAAAAUCAACACAUGAAUUUGUAUCAACUCAUGUUUCAGGUGAAGACGUUUCUCAACUAUGGGCAUCGUACAAUUUUUAGACCAAUGGACUUUUCAAAAUGUCAUGCUUCGAAAUGUGCAGUUAUCACUGACAUGAACAGAUGGCGAGAAGCUGAUGCACUUAUACUGACAGAAGGUAAAGUGCCAAAUGGAAUUCGACCUCCAGAGCAAUUAUGGUUUAGUUUAAUAGAAGAGUCGCCUGUACAUAUUGCUAUGGCAGGUACACUGGAAAAUGAAGUGAGUAAUUCUGGCCAUAGUAAUAUUACUAAUCUUUAUAAUUUCAUUACGGUUGUAUGUAGCCGACGAGGACUCAGCGAAUAAUGUCACUAUUCUUGAUUUUGAACCAUGAAAUGGACUAAUUGUGUGAAGUUUAUGAAUUCCCAUGAAACACAUACCUAUGCGUCACACAACAGUAAAAGUUGUCCAGCGAAAACGUUUAAACCUGGUUUGCUUUAGCACACAUGUUACACUGUGAUUGAUUUUAUAAGAAACGUUUUGCAAGAAGAUAAAUAAAUAAAUUCGUGUGCAAUUUUAGCUUCGAAUUCGUGGUCAAUGUUCGAAUUCAGGUGAAGACAUUCAUUAAUUUAAUGCAUAUUCAUUGAUUAGUUCAUGAAAUUUUAUAUAGUUUCCAACUGAAGAUUCAAUUAUUCAAAUGAAAAUAAUGUUCACCUCUUGGCUGAACUCCAUAGAAUUCAUUUCACCACUUUACACUAUUAUCGCAACUAUCUUACAAACAAUUUCGAUUAUGGUUAAUUUUGGUUAAGCCCUUUUAUUAACUUACUUAACAAACAAUCUUAUAAGAACAGUCACAAUUCGUAUAUUCCUUU
Molecule: messenger RNA, 2083 nt
Organism: Schistosoma haematobium
Lineage: Eukaryota; Metazoa; Platyhelminthes; Trematoda; Strigeidida; Schistosomatidae
Exons: 2
Coding region: 1230-1577 (115 amino acids)
Source: RefSeq, a predicted model, not a curated record